Molecule: messenger RNA, 1167 nt
Organism: Linnemannia hyalina
Lineage: Eukaryota; Fungi; Mortierellomycota; Mortierellomycetes; Mortierellales; Mortierellaceae
Source: the annotation of a GenBank genome assembly
AUGGGAGCUGGAGGAGGAGGAGGAGGAAGAGAAGGAGGUGGUGGACGAGGUGAGACGACAAAGGUGAAGCGGUGGGGCGAGUGGUGUAUGAGCAAUGGCCUUCAUCCGAGUACCUGGACGGGACAGUCAUACAUCAAGGCGGCACUUUUGACCACGCUGGUGACGCUUGUUGUUUUGGCAUUCACUGUCUUCAGAGUUCAGGAUCAUAUCAAGGACAUUCUCCGUUACAUCGAUGAACGCCGCAACAUCGGCGCAGUCCUGUUCAUUGUCUUCUACACGACCGCAUGUUGGUUGUUCCUCCCAGGCUCCCUCUUCACCAUCGGAGCUGGAUUUUUGUUCAAGCCGAUGCCCUUUGCACUGGCAAUUGUCUUGGUCGGGGAUAUCUUGGGCGCCAUCGGAUCGUUCUUGUUUGGGCGGUACAUCUUUUAUGACUGGGUCAUGGGCAUGAUGUCCAAACAUCCCAAAUUCACGGCCCUCGACGAGGUUAUCAAUGACGAUGGAUGGAAGAUCGUGGUAUUGCUUCGGCUGACACCCAUCCCCUUCAACCUGAUCACGUACUUCUUCUCCAUCACCUCCAUAAGCCUUACCACAUUAACAUGGGCAACAGCCGUCGGCGUCUUCCCCGGAUCUUGUCUCGGUAUCUGGAUCGGAUCACUAUUGAAAGGACUCUCAGGAAUCGACAACCCGGAACUGGAAAAGAAGAACAUGGUUAUCUUGGCCAUGAAUGGCGUUUUUAUCGUCUGCAGUAUCUUGACACUUUCGAUGUUUGGCAAGCGGUCGUUGAGAAAAGCAUUGGAGAAGCUGGAUCACCACCAGAGGUUCCUCCAACAGGAUCAGGAUGAGACCUACAACGAUAACGAAGAGGAGGAGCAUAGUCCCUUCCACCACCCAAGGGCGAUUGACCGGAUAGCAGAGGGAACCCUGGAGCGUGCAGAGGUGGAGGACGAUGAAGAGACAACAGCCGUAAUAAGUCCUCGGUCGUCAACAUCGCAGACGGUCUCUGCAGCAUCGUCGACCCAGGUGUCCAAGAGGAUACCCGAGUCGUUGCAGGACACAGGAUUCACACGGGCAGAGAAACUGACCUUUGUCGGGAUCGUCAUCGUUGCAAUUCUCAAUGUCUGUGUCUGCAUCCCGCUCUACUUCCACUUUGCCAAUCAGGACGACUAA